UAUGGGAUUAUCAUCAAGGAUUGGAAGAUUAGCUAUUUUUAUUUUCUUUGUCGGUUUUGCAAUUCAUUAAUUACAAAAUCCAUAAGUAGCAAUUAAAUAAACUCAUGAGAAAACUAAUCAAUUCCUAUAACUCAUUUCAUAAUUAACAAAAAGUCCAUCAAUAGUAAUAUCUUUAUAAUUUUUUUAGCAAUUUCCAUUAGAUUCAUAUACUUUAGUUGUAUUUAGUUGUGCUUUAUUGAAAUUUUUUGUAGGUAUUGGAGUACUACUUAAAUGGAAUUAUGUAAAAUUAAUUGGAUCUAUAUAUUUACUAUCAGCUAUAUUUGUUGUACAUAAUCCAAUGCUUACACAAUCUUAUAAAGAUUCAAUCAUGUUCGUAGGAGCUCUAGGAGCCUUACAAUUCGCUUGA
Molecule: messenger RNA, 406 nt
Organism: Paramecium pentaurelia
Lineage: Eukaryota; Ciliophora; Oligohymenophorea; Peniculida; Parameciidae
Source: the annotation of a GenBank genome assembly